CAUUUUUGCGUAGUAUAUAAUUUACAAACUUCAGGCACUUUGAACUUAUUCAGAUUUGUCUUCUAUAGCUCUAUACCUCAAUCAUGGCGAAUAUCCUCCUUAAACACUGCUCCAGUCUCCCCUUCCUCCUCACAAUUCUCUCAUUCUUCUCAACCUUUGCCACCAUAGAAUCCCAAUUUUUCUCAAGAAACCCAUCUCCAUCAUCUCUAGGGCUGAAGCGAGAGAAACUAAGCCACCUCCACUUUUACUUUCAUGACAUAGUCACCGCCAAAAAUCCAACCGCUGUCCGUGUAGCUCAAGCACCCACAACAACUUUAUCCUCACCCUUUGGUGCGGUGGUGAUGAUAGAUGACCCUUUGACGAUCAACCCCGAUAUCAACUCCACACUUGUUGGAAAAGCGCAAGGGAUUUAUGCUUUAGCGUCGCAAAGUGAAGCUAGCAUGUUAAUGGUAUAUAACUUUGCUUUCAUGGAAGGGAAAUACAAUGGCAGCAACCUUAGCGUUUUGGGGCGUAACUCGGUGUUUGAUUCUGUCAGGGAAUUAUCGAUCGUUGGUGGAAGCGGGGUUUUCAGGUUCGCUCGUGGCUAUGCCGAAGCAAGGACUCAUACAUUUGAUCUCAAGACUGGGAACGCUGUUGUGGAAUAUAAUGUCUAUGUUUUCCAUUAUUGA
Molecule: messenger RNA, 668 nt
Organism: Durio zibethinus
Lineage: Eukaryota; Viridiplantae; Streptophyta; Magnoliopsida; Malvales; Malvaceae
Source: RefSeq, a predicted model, not a curated record